AUUAGAGCAGUCUGUGCAACCAUGGGCAAGUUCGCGUUCGAUGCCGCAGCCAAGCCCCCAACCAGGAUCCUGUACGAGGAGAUGCGGAAAGUCCAGUGUGUGGCACGACGUAUGCUCCAAGUACUAGUUCGUUCGCUUUCUAACCUUUCGUACAACAGCCGCAGUCGCAGCAGUUUCAGCAUCCUUUUUAUAUCUUCAGUCGUUCUCCUGCUCAGCAACCAAAGCAAGUACAGCAACAGCAACAGCAACAACAGCAACAACAACAACAACAACAACAACAACAACAACAACAACAACAACAACAACAACAACAACAACAGCAACAGCAACAGCAACAACAGCAACAGCCAGGCAUUGUUUUUCAGCCUCCAAAUUUACUUAACAAUACUCAGAUCAAGACAACCGACCUAAAGACGAGAAGUACGUCAUAA
Closterium sp. NIES-67 is the source of this 431-nucleotide messenger RNA. The record is from the annotation of a GenBank genome assembly. Lineage: Eukaryota; Viridiplantae; Streptophyta; Zygnematophyceae; Desmidiales; Closteriaceae.